CACGUUGACGCCAUCGGCUCUUCGGGGUUAGAUUAAUAAUUAGGCAAUUGGUCUUGCUCGAUAUCUCAUUCGAUAUUCCUACGUAAAUUAUAAUAAGCAAGUGCGUGAUAGCUAAGCUCCCCAUCUUGAAGGUGUAUUACACCAUCGGUCUCCGAACCUAAUGCAGCUUCCUCGGAGUUUCUCCCGCUUUGUUUGCAGCAAACCUUCUAUAAUUUGACCCCUCUUAACCCCAACUAGAGCUACAGUUCCAGCUUCAAUCUCAACUUCAUAUUCACCUUCACCUUCCACUUCCACUUCCACUCCCAUUUCAACUUCUCACAAUUUCUUAUUACCAAGACAUACUCACCACAAAUUCACAACCACAAGAUUGAAAAUGGCCCUCAACCCCAAAUUCGCCGGUCAACGCCUCCUCUUCGCCCCACCCACCAGCACCGCCGGCGGUCCCCCUCCAGCCGUACACACUCUCGAGUUAUUCCUCGACUACGUGUGUCCGUUCUCCGCGAAGCAAUUCGCCACCUUCUACCACAGCGUCGUUCCCUUGAUCAAGUCGAACCCGAAAUGGGCAUCCAACCUAGAGAUUAUCCUCCGCCAGCAAGUGCAGCCAUGGCACCCGUCGUCGACGCUCGUGCACGAGGCCGCGCUCGCCGUGCAGCGGGUCGCGCCUGAGAAGUACUGGGACUUCAGCGACGCGCUGUUCAAGGCCCAGCUCGAGUACUUCGACGAAGCCGUCGUGAACGAGCCGCGGAACGGCACUUACAAGCGGCUGGCCAAGCUAGCCUCCACCGUUGGUGUGGACGAGGCUCAGGUUUACGAGUUGUUGGUUAUUGCGGACAAGGUGCCUGAGGGCGGACACGCGAACUUCGGGAACAAGAUCACGAAUGACCUGAAGCUGCAGAUCCGGUUCGGGAGGCUGGUGGGCGUGCAUGUUAGCCCGACGGUGAUUUUCGAUGGCAUUGUUGCGAAUGAUAUUAGCUCGUCGUGGACGAAGGAGCAGUGGCAGGAGUGGUUGACGAAAAGCGUUGUUUGAAUCUGUUUACUAGUACCUGGUUGCGGUGAUGUCAUUGAUGGUACGAUCGUAUCGACAGCUUAGAAACACGACCUAUGAAUUAAUGAGAUUACAUAUAAAAGAUAUAGAUCCUCUUAUGCUCAAUCGAGACUAAUUGUAUGUAUAGAUUGAUGGUUUGCAGUUAC
Annulohypoxylon maeteangense is the source of this 1191-nucleotide messenger RNA. Its product is annotated as thioredoxin-like protein. NCBI's taxonomy places the organism in Eukaryota, Fungi, Ascomycota, Sordariomycetes, Xylariales, Hypoxylaceae. The coding region runs from base 374 to 1027 and encodes 217 amino acids. The transcript has a single exon. The record is from RefSeq and is a predicted model, not a curated record.